This is a messenger RNA of Pectinophora gossypiella (pink bollworm), 7007 nucleotides long. It is a transcript of the gene pbl, whose product is annotated as protein ECT2. The transcript has 20 exons. The record is from RefSeq and is a predicted model, not a curated record. Gene Ontology annotation, biological process: intracellular signal transduction; activation of GTPase activity; regulation of cytokinesis, actomyosin contractile ring assembly. Gene Ontology annotation, molecular function: guanyl-nucleotide exchange factor activity; GTPase activator activity. The coding region runs from base 209 to 4459 and encodes 1416 amino acids. Gene Ontology annotation, cellular component: cell cortex; nucleus. NCBI's taxonomy places the organism in Eukaryota, Metazoa, Arthropoda, Insecta, Lepidoptera, Gelechiidae.
UGGGCCGUUAAAAUUCUUCGCUAGCUCGCUGGUUUACGCGUUUCUUGAAUUUUCAGAAAUGUGUUUGAAAUGGAUAAAAUUGGUUUUAUUCGAAAAAGACUGAGUUGUUUUUAUAGUGAAAAGUUAUAUAGAAUGUGUUGUUAACAAUAUAGUAAUUAUUUGGUGUAGUGAUUUUUAUGAUUGAUGUAACGAACCAGUGUACGGCAAGAUGGACGAAUUGUCUAAGGGCAUGACACAAACAGGAAGCGCCGCUACAACUGACAAAAUUCAAGAAACCGAAGGCUCGACAACUUCGGUAGUGUACGUAAGCGAGCCGUGCUGGGAGUGCGAGCGCGUGCGGGCGGCGUGCGAGCGGCUGGGCGCGGUGGCGGCGGCGCCCGCGAUCGACGCGCUGCAGGCGCCGCCGCCGCCGCCCGCGCCGCCCUCCUACCUCGUCACCUCGCCCUUCGAAGGAGACCUCUUCGACGCCGCGCACAAAGCCAAAUACAGGGUGCUAGGUCCAACAGCCGUGCUACAGCUAGCCGAGCGAGAUGAGCCGCCGCCCACCAACUCUCGCCCGCUAUACUCCCUCGCUAUGCGCGGCGCCGUCAUAUGUUUCUCCGGCUUCAGAAAAAAGGAUGAACUUACGUACCUGAUAACGUUGAUCCACUACAUGGGCGGGUCAAUCCGCAAGGACAUGUCGAGCAAGGUGACGCACCUGAUCGCGGCCGCGGCCACCGGGGACAAGUACCGCUACGCCUCGGGCUUCGGCCUGCCCGUGCUCGCGCGCUCCUGGGUCGACGCCUGCUGGGACCGCCGCGAUGACCCCUCCUGUCUCGCCACUGAUGACGCUAUUAUUAAAGAGCACAAAUUGAAAGUGUUCGCGGGGUCGCGCGUGUGCUUCGUGGGCUUCCCGGAGGAUGAGACGCAGCACAUGGCCGAAGUGCUCGCCAGCAACGGAGGUGCCACCUGCCCCCUAGACGACCCAGACUGCACGCACGUCGUAAUGGCCAAUGGGGAGACUUUCGGUCGUUCGCUUAUCCUAUCACCCCAUCCGAGCACCCCCAACACAGUGAUGCCCGCCCGGGCGACUCCUAACCGAUCCCAAUCCACUCCUAAGAGCUCAUUAUACCGUAGAUUAUCGGCACGGCUCUCGGGCCGGCGAUCCACACCGCACAAAGAUACCACCGAUGGUAACGAAGAACUGUCCCACGAUGAGAGAGAACGGCGCUUACAAGUCGCCCGAAAUAAUAUCAGAAACAAAAAAGCCUCCAAAGACUUCGAAGACGACUUCGGUAUCAGCUAUUUUGAGAAGUCAAUCGGUGAAGAUAUAAGUCCAAACAACGAUAGCGAUAAGAGUAGCCCACAUGUUGAACAUGUCGAAUUACGCCACAAUAAAAGCAGUGACAAAGAAAAUAAAGACAUGUCCCAGUUUUUAUAUGGCACUGUCAGAUUGAAUGCUAAAGAUAAGAGAGAAGUAUUUAGAAAUAAAUCUAUGAACGUAUUUAAUAUAGUCGAUUGCCUCACAGAGGCAGGCUCUUUACAUUCGUCUUUGACAAAAAGUUUAUGCGAUCUCGAUUCUAAGGAUGAGCCGUCGUUUUUAUUGCCUACUUCCACUAUAAGUAAGGAGUUGCAGCAGUCUACUACCACAAUCUCGUCUGGAAAAAAGAGAAGUCGUAACUCUACCGAUUCUAAUUUCCAAGUGAGCACUGUCGACGCUAAUGUCUCACCUGACAAAGAGGACAGCCAUUGGAAAUCAAUCAAAAGGCUCAAGAUCAAGGAUUCGUUCAAGUUUAAAAAUAGGCCGACGAUAUUUAAAAGAACAAAGAAAGAUUCGGUCUCCAAAGCGGCGGGAGACAUCACCGUGGAGCCGGUCAGUCCGGAGAGCGUGAAGCCGACCGACCCCGCCGGCGAGUACGUCGCCUCCACAUCCUCGCCGAUCAGAGAGGACGAUAAUACCUCUAUCUGCUCUAUGAACACGAGCAAACAAUCUGGGUUUUUCGACAUAUCUUUUGCGUCGAUUCGAAGCUCAAAAACUGUGAAAUCCGCCUCAAAACUGCGAAGAAGCGUCAAAUCAUUCACCGCAUCAUUUAGAAGCGAACGCAAAAAGAAAUACGAAAAACGUGCUGACAGGAACACGGUAGAGGUGAGCGCGUGCCACCUGCCCUCGGAACUGAAAAAUAUGUCCACGCCAAAGACAGAGCUUGACGAGAUGAAUCUGGACAUCUCGCCCGUGCAGGUGGACACCGUGGACAGCACCGGAGUGACGACGCCGCUCAAACACUACCACGACGUAGAUGAGCUGGACGACUCUACGGUGUUCAAAACCCCCCAGAGCGUCCCUGUGCUCGGACGACGUCCCCCCUUGUGCUCGCUCCCCGCCCCGCCCUCCCCCGGCCGCCGCCGCGCCGCGCCGCCGCCCGCCGCCACGCCCCCCACCCGCGACGCCCGCGCCAUAUCGCAAUGCCAUGGAAUAUCGCUGCCGGUCGUCGACGAGCACAACACGGUUGUAGCGCCCGAAUGCUCGGCGCGUGUACACGUCGUCAAAGCCGAGUGGUUCUGGGCUUCCGUGCAAAAUGAGGAGGCUCAGGACGAGAGAGAUUACUUAUUUAAAGACUACCUAGAUGAACUGUCGAGGCGAUCGUCUGUCGGCGGAGCGGGCGCGGGUGCGGGCGGUCAAGAGGAGGCGGGCGGCGCGGGCGCGGCGGCGGCGGCGGGCGGCGCCACGCCCGCGGCGCAGCGGCUGCGCAAGCGCAAGCUGCGCGGCGGAGACUCUGCGCUGGGCAAGCGCCGCUCCUCCGUCGGAGACGCCGUGCUGCUCAGCCUGUCCGGCAACUUGCUGGACUGCACGCCCUCACCCGACGGCAAGCAGCUGUUAGAAGAAUCGGAAGUCCCCGACAAUGUGGUCCGAAAACUAAUGUCCCCUCGGCAACAAGUCUUUAUGGAACUUUUACAGACAGAGUCCAAUUAUGUUGGGAUUUUGCACACAAUAGUCAAUAUGUUCAAACAACCCUUAGAAGAAAUGGCUGAAGACGACUACGGGAACGGCAAAAAUCAAGCAUUGCUCAAUAAUACGGAACUCAAAAUUAUAUUUGGAAACUUACCGCCUAUUUAUGAACUGCACCAGCGUAUGUUGGAGGAGCUCCGAUACACCCAGUCGCACUGGAGCGAGGAGGUGAGCAUCGGCCGGCUGGUGCUCAAGUACACGCCCGACAUGGUGAAGGCGUACCCGCCCUUCGUCAACUUCUUCGAGAACACCAAGGAAAUGCUGCAGCAGUGCGAUCGUGAGAACCCCAGAUUUCAUGCAUUCCUGAAAAUCUGCCAGACCAAGCCAGAGUGCGGCAGACAAAGCUUACAGGAACUCCUAAUAAGACCGGUGCAACGACUGCCCAGUAUCAGUUUAUUACUCGAUGAUAUACUAAAACACACGCACAAAAACAACCCGGACCACGGCGCGUUGGUGUCGGCGCUGGCGGGGCUGCGCGAGGUGAUGUCGCACAUCAACGAGGACAAGCGCAAGACCGAAGGACAGCUGCAGAUGUUCGACAUCUACAACGACAUCGAUCAGUGCCCGGCACACCUGGUAUCGUCGCAUCGAUCGUUCGUGUCCCGCUGCGAAGUGGUGGAGCUGUCCAAAGAACUGUCCGGCCGCGGAGAUCACCUCGUGCUGUUCCUCUUCACCGACACCAUGGAAGUAUGCAAGAAAAGGUCCAAAGCAUUCAACAGUAAAAGCCCAACGAACGGCACGGGCACGAUGCGGAUAGGGUCUAGCAAGCCAUACAGACACAUAUCGCUCAUGCCACUCAGCACCGUCAAACGCGUCGUCGAUAUCAGAGAGGCUGAAGAUUGCCACAACGUGUUCGCGCUGAUGUGCCGCAGCAAUCAGGAGCUGAAGGAGAAGCUGUACUCGUUCAUGAUCACGGACGAGACGGUGGACAAGUCGCACUUCCUCCGCCAGCUGUGCCGGCAGAUGGCCAACACUGUCUGCAAAGCUGACGCAGACAAAUUCCUGGCGUGUCUUGAGUCGCAUCAGCUCGACAUCGACACGAGCGAUCUCGCGCUCAGCACGCUUUCUAAAGUGUCCAAAUUCGCAGCCCGCACCAGAAUUAAGCUGGAGGCGCUGGCCGGGCUCGGCGGAUGGCUGCGAGCGGACCCCGCGGGCGGGCUACUAGACACAUGGGUAUUGCGCGCUCACUUACUCGCACAGGUGGGUCGCGCGCUGUCAUUCAACAAAACACCGUCGAAGCUAAAGCGUGCCAUGUCUUCGAUGAUCUCUCCCUUCGGCUCUACCUCGAACCUUACGCCAGCUUCACAACUCGCGCAGAUGCGGCUCGCUUCGUGCAACAAUAUCAAUGAGAUGGGCACGAGCGGCGGCAGCGGCGAGGGCGCGGGCGGGUCGGUGCUGGUGGCGCCGCUGUCGGUGCAGCCCACACGCAAGGCGGCGGGCGCGGGCGCGGCGGCGGCGCUGCGCCGCUUCUGACGCCGCACCGCGCGCCGCGCGCCGCGCCUGUCCCACGCACUAGUCACACUCGCGUCCGACGCAUCGCCGCACACGCAACGACUACAAUCAGCCAAAGUUUAAUUCGCGAACGAAAAGACGUUCUGUAUAAUUACCUAUCGACAGUGACAUAUCAGACCCGUGAUUCGAAUAGACAGCUUAAAGUUAUUGUUACGAUUCGAUUUAUCGGUUGUUCAAAUAACUCUGUUCUAAAAAUACGAAUAAGGACCAGGGAUGUGGCAAUUAAAUGUAAUUUAUUUGUUUACGUAAUGUUAUUGGGCGUGGCCGAAUUGAAUGAGUGCUAGGAGUGCCUUCUAUUGAACGGAUUGAAUUAUUGUGCAGGUUUGAUGAGUUUUCGAUAGUAUUAUAAUGUAACAUUACGUUCGAUGGCCUAUGGUAUUAAAAUCGAAUACUAGUUAGUAAAUAAAAGAUAUUCAAUCAGUGCUGCAAUUAAUGUCGACUACUCAAUUUUUACGAAUCUUCAAAAUAACGUAUUUUUGUGUAAUAUAUUCGUUGAUGGUGAUUAUGUUGACUGUAAAAUAUAUUUGUUUACCUACGUAGAAUGAGAAAGGUCCCAGUGAGUGAAUCCUUGUGACGGUUUAUUGUACAUUUUAGCAACAGUGACUCUGAAACAACUCCAUAAAAUAUACUUCGACUUAAGCUGUAUGUCACAUGGAAAUAAUGAUAUUACUGAGAUUUAGUCGUGUAAAUAAUAUGUACAUAUUGUGAUAUUUUAAUUUAAUCGUGGAAUAGGCGUUGUAGGUUAAUGUAGUGAUGUAUUUGAUAUUGACAUUAUCAGUCUGCUGUUGAUUUAAAGCGUUCCUAAUAUCUGCCUCGACGCUUCUUAUGAAUGGUUAGUUAGUUGAAUGCCUAAUUGUCAAAUAUGGGCUAGCGUGGUACACGUGCACCGGCGUAGCGUUUGGUGUAAUGUAAAUAGCGUGAAACCGAGAUGUCCGUAUACACAACAGGACCCUUCGUCUGAUUCGAUCGACAACCAGAGUUUCACUUUCGUAAUAUUUAGUACCUUCCGAGUAGUGUAAGAAAAAUAAUAGUACCUUUACAGUUAAACAAAAAACUUGAAUUAAUUUCCAGCAGGACCCUCCGUGGUUUGAAGGUCUUCAGACCAUUGGUGUAUAUCCCUGUAUAGCGGUGCAUUAGUACCUUCAGAUUAUCUUCGUUUUCUUUUAAAACAAAUAUUAGUUUAUAAGAAAUAAAUCUACAAAAUUUUUAUACUGCCAGCAGGACCCUUUUUUGUUUUGGUGCUUUCAGUCCAGACAUUCAUAUUUCCUAGCAGCAGUAUAUUAGUACUUUUCAAAAAAAUAUCGCUUAAUUAAAAAAAAAUGUAUUAAAAAGUAAUAAGACUGAUUCUUUAUCAGAGAAAAUAUUCUAACACUUUUAUUUAUGUGAUGCAACCAAUGAAAUAAAAAUCAGUUUUCAUGUUAUAUUAGGUAGGUACGUAGUUUAAUAUCGUCAAAAAGGAAAACACAAUGAAAAUUAUAACAAAAAAUAAAUUAUAUUUACAAAAAUUUACAUUAGGAAUUAUCAAUCAAAAUUACAAUUACCAAUCAAAAUUACAAUUACCAAUAGAAAUUAAAUUAGAAAAUAGCUUCUUUUUUCUAACCAUUAUUAGCACAAAAAUAUUUUAAAUAACCUGAACGACAAUACGUAACUGCACAAAUGAACCUCUGUUACUAAUAUGCGAUAUGACACUACGAAAUCGGUUAUUUUUUUUCAUCUACCCUCAAUUUUGUAAAUUAUUGAAUUAUAUGUUCUUCGACGAUUAAACUACGUACCUACCUAAAAUAACAUGAAAACUAAAUUUUUAUUUAAUUGGUUGCAUCACAUAAAUAAAACAAUAAUAGGUAAAGUAAACUCCGGGAAUAGAAGUAACGUUAUGCUAUUUAGAAUAUUUUCCCUGAUAAUGAAUCAGAGUCUUAUUACUAUUACUUUAUACUACUCAUUUUUUAACGAAGCGAUAUUUUUUUGAAAAGUACUAAUAUAUUGCUGCUAGGAAAUAUGACUGUCUAGACUGAGAGCACCAAAACAAAAAAGGGUCCUGCUGGCAGUAUAAAAAUUUUGUAGAUUUAUUUCUUAUAAACUAAUAUUUGUUUUAAAAGAAAACGAAGAUAAUCUGAAGGUACUAAUGCACCGCUAUACAGGGAUAUACACCAAUGGUCUGAAGACCUUCAAACCACGGAGGGUCCUGCUGGAAAUUAAUUCAAGUUUUUUGUUUAACUGUAAAGGUACUAUUAUUUUUCUUACACUACUCGGAAGGUACUAAAUAUUACGAAAGUGAAACUCUGGUUGUCGAUCGAAUCAGACGAAGGGUCCUGUUGUGUAUACGGACAUGAAACCGAGUGUUGUACUGCCGAUAAUGCCCUGAUAUGUAUCGUCAUUAUGGUUAUGCGAGUCUCACUAAAGGCUACAUCAUACCAACAAUCAUCAGUGUACCGCAUAUAAAAUGCAUUGUACAAAGAUUAUAUUUAUAAAAUAUUUUUAAAUGAUUGAUAAAAUAAAAAUUUAUUUUGAA